Molecule: messenger RNA, 1497 nt
Organism: Histoplasma mississippiense
Lineage: Eukaryota; Fungi; Ascomycota; Eurotiomycetes; Onygenales; Ajellomycetaceae
Exons: 2
Coding region: 1-1497 (498 amino acids)
Biological process (GO): mitotic sister chromatid cohesion
Cellular component (GO): nucleus; chromatin
Molecular function (GO): protein-lysine-acetyltransferase activity
Source: RefSeq, a predicted model, not a curated record
AUGGUCGUUUUAGUCCCAAGGCGGCGCCCAAGGACGAUGGGGAACAACAACAACACCACCAGCAGCAGCAGCAACAACAGCGCCGACGACAACGAUAACGGCAACAACGGCAACAACUGUAUUUCUCCCGGCUUCAGCAACAACACUGGUACUGCCAUUUGCCACAAGAACAGCUAUCACACCCAUGGUCAGGCUGCCACUGCUGAUCUCUCCAUGACUCCGCAUUUCAUGAUCACUGUGCGGGACAUGCCAUAUACUGUGACCAACUCGUUCAAGAGAGGUCUAAUGAUGCACACCUACGGGCGCCCCAUACGGCGCAUAUUUGAUGAAGAAUCACGUCCAGCAGCUAAAAAACGACGUGUUCAAUCGGACUCCGCUCUAAAGGGUCCCACCGAAGACGAAAACAACCUCGAAUGCGCCAUACGCGAAUCUUCUGCUGCCAUCUUGUCCAGUCCGUCGCGUCGCAACUCAAUUGCCGCCCUCUCUGAAGACCUGGACGAUGAUCUCUCAACGCCCCCUUCUUCGCCUCCAUUACAACUAACCCCGCCUCCAGUGAACACACGCAAACCCACUUUUGCAUUCCUGAAGCGGAAACGCGCUGCCACGAACACUCCUACAAAUGGGACCCCCUUGACAGAGGUAAACUUUAACAGUGUUCGGGCAUCCCUGGAUCCUCCAAAGAUGAAUGCAAAACAUCAACAGGUCCAAUCUCAACAACGCACACUGAAGCAGAUGCAAAUAGACCUGGGAGGGGAGAUGCGCAAAACAUGCUCCUCCUGUGGGAUGGAAUAUGUCCCCUCAAACGCGGAGGAUGUCGCGUUACACAAGAAAUAUCAUGACAUGAACUCGAGCGGAGUUGACCUGGGCAAGGCAUUUGUGCGGGCAAACGCGUGCCGCUGGGUGUACGAAGCCGCCAGAUUCGACGAGGGCUAUGUCGUGAUAAUCGACAGGAAGAGUUCCCCUUCCAGCCGGAACCAGGCCAUACGUGUCCUAGAGGUGGUGAACAAGGAGCUUUCUGCGCCGGACAUUGAGGAGUCGGUGUUAUGGAGCCAGAUCCGGCCGCCUAAGCGGCUGAGAAAGAAUGGAACGAAGGAAGAAGUGGAUCGGUUUAAGGUGUUCUUGCACAUGAAGGAUAGCAAGUGUGUAGGACUUUGCUUGACGGAGCGGAUUUGGGAGUCGCAUGUGGUGAAGCGGUCGGGCCGUGAUGGUCGCGCAAGGGCGAGCGCGAAUGGCGAGCGGUUUAGUAGUUCAUCCAUCACGGCUAGCGAAGAGGUUCACCCAGCUGUCGUCGGGAUCUCGCGUGUUUGGACAUCUGCCUCUUCGCGGCGAAAGGGUAUAGCAAUGGAUCUUCUCGAUUGCGUGGUGAGCAAUUAUAUCUACGGCAUGGAGAUUCCUAAAUCGCAGAUUGCGUUUAGCCAGCCGACCGAGAGUGGGUAUCGGUUACUCGAGGCCUUUUUUGGACCGGACGAGUUGUGGCAUGUCUAUAAGGAGAUCUAA